Messenger RNA from Didymodactylos carnosus, 543 nucleotides. NCBI's taxonomy places the organism in Eukaryota, Metazoa, Rotifera, Eurotatoria, Philodinida, Philodinidae. The record is from the annotation of a GenBank genome assembly.
UUGUAAAGUAGUGCCUGAUGAUAUUUUUGUUUGUCAAUAAUCAAAAUAUUUUCUAUCAUACAUAUAUCAACAACCAUUAGAAUAAGUUGAUGUAUUGAGUUGUCAAAAGCAGUUGUUCUCCUUCUUAUUACAUAAGAUUACGUAAAAUGGCUUUAUACGUUUGAUCUGUUAAUAUUUUGUUGGGUUAAACAAAGGAUUAUUUAAAUCUAAUUGACUGAAUAGAGAUUAUAGUAAUAGUUUAGUCAAGAGGAUAUUUAAAAUAAGGGCGUAGAAAAAUCUUCUAGAAUACAAAAAAUGUACGACAUAAGCACACACACACUUGUCCGUGGAACAUUUAUAAAAAAUAAUCAUUCUCUUUUAUAUUUAGCUCAAGCUGAUAUUGAUUUACAAAAUUUGUUUAGCAAAGCAUUAAAGACUGAUAAUGAUCGACAAGUUUUAGUAUCGAUUGAACAACGUUUACCAGCAUUUCUUGAUCUUGAAAUUGCAAUUAUUAAAAUGUAUACUAUAAUUUUAAAUUUGAAAACAGUUGAUAAAAUUCAAUAG